This is a messenger RNA of Tachyglossus aculeatus (Australian echidna), 2458 nucleotides long. Its product is annotated as transmembrane protease serine 9-like. The record is from RefSeq and is a predicted model, not a curated record. Gene Ontology annotation, biological process: proteolysis. The transcript is spliced from 11 exons. Gene Ontology annotation, molecular function: serine-type endopeptidase activity. NCBI's taxonomy places the organism in Eukaryota, Metazoa, Chordata, Mammalia, Monotremata, Tachyglossidae. The coding region runs from base 22 to 1878 and encodes 618 amino acids.
AUUCUCACCCCAGGCAGCUCCAUGUCUGGAGUCCAAGAGCAUGGGUGGACCUGGAAUUUACUGCGUAUCAUGGGAGGCCGAGACGCCAAGCUGGGAAAAUGGCCGUGGCAGGUGAGCCUGAGAUACUCAGGAAGACACAUCUGUGGUGGCUCCCUCAUCAAUCGGGAUUGGGUGCUGACUGCUGCUCACUGCUUCAAACGCUCAUCAGCCCCCUCAGACUACCAGAUUCAUGCAGGGGUGCUGAGACUCCAGGAAACAAGUCUCUCAAGGCCGAUCGCUGUGAAGCAGAUCGCCAUUCACCAAAGCUACAGGGGAAAGGCUUGGCGCGGGGGGGACAUCGCACUGGUCAAGCUGAACUUCACAGCAAAGCUCUCCAAAUCCAUCAACACAAUCACGCUGCCCAACCCCCGGUGGCAGGUGCCCAUGGGGACUACGUGCUGGGUGACAGGAUGGGGGGAAAGCGAGGAGAGAGUGUCACUGGAUAAUCCCCAAAUCCUCCAGGAGUUGCAGGUUCCCAUACUGGACCCGCAAAUUUGCCAGAGCAUAUACAACAGGAAAGACAAGCAUUUCCAGGACAACAUGAUCUGUGCUGGCUAUGAAAAGGAGAAGAAAGGUAUCUGCCCGGGAGACUCAGGGGGCCCCCUGGCCUGCAGGAUCAACAGAGUCUGGACCGUGGUCGGCGUGGUGAGCUGGGGAGCAGACUGUGCCGAGUUCCAUUUCCCAGGAGUUUACACCAAAGUCUCGAACUACACAGAGUGGAUCCGUCAGAAGACUGGCACCCCGCGAGUGGCAGUGAUGGCAGGAAGCAGGAAGAGAGGGCGUGCCUUCCCCUCUCUGGUAGUCACCCCUUGCCACCGCACCAUCCCUGAAUCCAGCUGGAUCCUGCUCCUUCAGGAGGGGCUGCAAAUCAAAGAGGAGCGGCCUGAGGGCAAGACGCACAGAGGAAGCCUUGCGGUGACGACUUUGUGCAGACUCUGUUUCCCUCCCUCGGCCCCCCAGGGGUCCCAUCCCCCAACCCCCUUCUCACUUACCCCCUCUUGCCUCCCGGUCCUGCGCCUGACGAUGCCGUCGCUGCUGCUGCUGCUGGUCCUGGGACUCUCGGCUGCAGGGGACCAAGGGAGCGGCUCAUACAGGGACUUGGUGGGCAUCGUCGGGGGCAAGAAUGCCAAGGAGGCAAAGUGGCCGUGGCAGGUGAGCCUGCGACGCCGUGGGAGGCACAUCUGCGGAGGUUCCCUCAUCGCCCCGAGCUGGAUAUUGACCGCUGCCCACUGCUUUAAUCCAGCAGAUAAACCCUUCAAACCCCGCAAUGCCUCACGCUACCAAGUUCAAGUGGGGGAACUGAAGCUCUAUUCCCUGCCUCCCUCCAAGCUGAUCCCCGUGAAACGGAUCAUCGUGCACGAGCGCUACAAUGGCUACGCCCAACAUGGUGCCGACAUCGCGCUGCUGGAACUGGGCUACUCAGCGGUCCCGUCCAAAGAGGUCAAAGCCAUCCAACUUCCCUCCCCCGGGCCGCCGGUCCAGUUGUUGACCAAGUGCUCAGUGACUGGCUGGGGGAACAUCAGGCGGGGAGUGCCACUGCCUCCUCCAUACACCCUGCAGGAGUUCACGGUUACCAUAUUUAACACUGAGGUGUGCAGACAUAACUAUCAAGAAAUAACAUACAAAAUUCGAGAUGACAUGUUCUGUGCCGGCGAUAAGAAGGAAAAGAAGGGCUUCUGUUAUGGUGACUCCGGGGGACCCCUGGCCUGCGAAGUGAAAGGCAGCUGGACCUUGGUGGGGAUAGUGAGCUGGGGAAUGCCCUGUGUACUGCCCCAUUUUUCAGGCGUCUAUACCAAUGUCUCUGUCUACACGGAAUGGAUCCAUCAGAAGAUGCGCUGAUAUCCGAGGACACCCACACCCCACGUCCCUGCCUGCACAUCCUCAUGGCUCCGAUAUUGCUGAUGCUGCCACCUUCAUGUCUCCUGGGGACACUGGGGCUUGACCUUUACCCUCCCCCAACUAUUGAGCACCCACUGCUUCAUGUGACCUUCCUGCAGCCUCCAGACCCUUCCUCCUUCCCUCCUCCUCAGCCUCCGCUGCUUCCCAGUCCUGGGCUUUUCCCUCCAAAUCCUCUUCUCCAUCUCUCUUCCCUGACACCUCCCUGAUUCCCCCUCCCUGGCCCCUCAGGCCACUUUCCCCUUGGGUGAACAGGCACUUAAGAACAGAAGGGGCUGGACACUGGUUGGUUUUUCUGGACCCCACCAUCUGUUUAAAAGCCAAGCAGCCAGAGAGGCCAGGGGAGUUAUCCAAGCUGACGUCCCAUCUCUGCUCUGACAUGGGUUCUGCCCUGGGACACUUCUGGGUUACCUCCUAAGCCAACAUUCAGAGGGUUUGUACUGUGCCAGGGAGUGGAUGAGGUGAUGGGCAGUAGGGGACUGGGGGCCAGGAGAGCCAUCUGCCACUCAUUAAACUGCUUGAA